This is a messenger RNA of Peronospora belbahrii, 798 nucleotides long. The record is from the annotation of a GenBank genome assembly. Lineage: Eukaryota; Oomycota; Peronosporomycetes; Peronosporales; Peronosporaceae.
AUGACGAGCGUAACCCCCAAGAAGAUGAAGGUGAGCGAACUGCGCGCGGCGUUAGAAUCCCGCGGACUGAGCUCGAAUGGGCUUAAGACGGAGCUGAUCCAGCGGCUGGAAUUAGCUUUGGAUGAGGAGGAGUUUGGCAGUGAAGCGCAGGAGAUGGAGGAGCUUAAGGUAGAGAGUCCUAAAAACACGAAGAAGGUCGAAUCGAAGAAGAAGGAGGCGCCUGCUGCUACGGUCGACGUGGGAAUGAAAGCUGUAAAGGAAACUGAUACAAAGCCUUUGUCUCCUGUAAAGAAGAUGGUGUCGCCUAGUGGACAUUCGACUUAUGUCUCGGUUGAGACGAAGAGGCAAGAAAAGGAGGAAGACCCGGUUACUGCUGAGCCAGUGCCGGAGAAGGAGAAACCCGAGACGGAAAAGGGACUAAGUAGCACCAGUGAAUCCGAGAUGGACGCUCCUGCUAAGCCCAUGACGGAGGAGGAGAAGCGAGCGGCCCGUGCUGCCAAGUUUGGCAUCCCCUUGAGUCUAGAAGACAAGAAGGCGCAGCGAGCAAAGCGUUUUCAACUUCCCAGUGCAGUGGCAGUAGAUGAGGAUGCAAAGCGACUUAAGCGUGCAGAACGUUUCAACUUGGAGACGAAAGAUACGCUUGAUAAGAAAAAGGAAGCACGUGCCGAGCGUUUCGGUCUGAAUGCGGAGGAAAAACGGCGUCUAGAGCGCGCGAAGCGCUUCAAUCUCGAAACCAGCGAAGUGUUCCAGGAAAAGCGACAAAAGCGUCGAGAGCGUUUUGCGACUGCUUCAAAAUGA